Lutzomyia longipalpis is the source of this 9664-nucleotide messenger RNA. RefSeq names its product cytoplasmic polyadenylation element-binding protein 2 (gene orb2). The record is from RefSeq and is a predicted model, not a curated record. The transcript has 12 exons. Gene Ontology annotation, biological process: negative regulation of cytoplasmic translation. Gene Ontology annotation, molecular function: translation factor activity, RNA binding; ribosome binding; mRNA regulatory element binding translation repressor activity. Gene Ontology annotation, cellular component: nucleus; cytoplasm; neuron projection. Lineage: Eukaryota; Metazoa; Arthropoda; Insecta; Diptera; Psychodidae. The coding region runs from base 911 to 3067 and encodes 718 amino acids.
GCCACAGCACCCUCAAUCGUGAUCUAAAAAAAUAUCCAAAUGGCAAGUCGUAGAACUGUGAUAUAAUUUUAAUCGUGUAAUUUUAAUCAAGCGUCGUUUUGUUAAAAAAAAAAAGGAAAAAUAAACCGAUUCGUUUAACAUUAGUGCAAUAAAUUCAAAGACUGUUUUGUGUUUUCAACGUGCAUAAUUCAAUUCAUAAAUUGAUUCACAAGUUUUUUCAUGUAGCUGAAAAUUGGUUUUUCUCCUACUUGCUUGAUUUUAUUGAUUGUCAAAUGUGAGGUGAAAAAAAAGGAGGUCUUUUUGGAUUACAUACAUUUUUUGCACCUCAUGCCCAGUGAGGAGUUCGCAAAGCGAAAAUAUCACAGCUGAGGAGACAAUUUCCUGUUCACGAGAGAUUUUUUUUCUGUGUGGAAAAAAAUAGUAAGACGACGGAUAAAAAAAAAUAUUUCCAGUUCAAGAAUACCCAAGGAUUGCGCUCUACAAACGUCACACUAUAUAGAGCUCGUGUAUGAAAUGUUGGCGCAUGCGAGAUGGGUGGCAGAGAGGGAUGCAUCUCUACAUGUAUUUCAUAAAUACACCAAGUCCCAAGUUGACCAAUAAACAAGAAUACAUAGCACUUGGGAGUAUGUAUGCGUUCGAUUCACAAUAAUUGGGCCAAUUGACGGGGGAUGAUAAUCGAGGGAACGAUACUCUGGUGCUUUUCAUAUCCACCGACACGCGACAAUUCGCACCAUCUUCCCAUCAGAGUCAGAUGCAAUUAAAACCAGUGCAAGAUCAUACAGUUGAAUGAAAAGAAAAAGUUUUUUUUUUUUCUAUAAAAUAAAUAUCACAAAAGGAAGUUAAAAUAAUUGUGCAGAGGAGGUGGGUGUGUGUGUGGCAAGAAAGAAGAAUAGUUGUGAGUUGCUAGAAAAUGCCUACAUCAACAACAACAAUGAGUAGUGCACAGCAUUCUGGUGAGGAGAGCAGUAUUCUAAUAACAUCCAGUGCAGUAGUAUCAUCACCUGUAACAACGGUUGAAUCCAAUAUUGGGAGCAUACCGAAUGUCUUGCAAGACGAUAUGACACAGCAUCAGGAUACCACAAAUACCAACCCACUAUCAGUCUCACCAACUCCCGGGGUUGUCCUGGACGAGUCGACUACACCAUCAAUUUCAUUACUAAAUGGUGGAACAUUGCGCUCAUCUAAUAUAAUUACAACUUCGUCGGGAAAUAGUACUCACAGUAAUUCAUCAAUGAUGAGUGGCAGUGGAAAUUCCGUCAUGAACUUCACAUCGCACCAACAGCAGGGGGUCAAUGAUGAGAGCAGUUCGAAUCUCUGGCCAACAGGUGCUGAAGACAUUGCUGUUCCUUCCACUCAUAUAUCGGUGAAUGGGUACAGUAGUGGCUUUCAAAACUACUCUGCGGCCCCAUUGUUCAACGGUGGUGUGUCUGUGGCCGUUGCCCCGAACCACCAGCACCCCCGAAGGGCCAUUACAGCAUCCCACACUGGCAAUGGUAGUGGUUCGAACAUUGUAAGUGGAUAUUCACAACACCACGGGCUAUCACCCACGGCCAUUGGGCGGCAAUCGUCCAUGCAGCACCAACAGAGCAAUAUGUCGGGUGGCCAGCAGCAGAAUCACCAUCAAAAUCUCUUCAAGAAUUCAUACCCAGCAUGGUCCAAUCCACCACCCUCAAUUGCCUGGCCAUUGCAGGGCAAUCAGAAUCAUCAGGCAACUUUGGGUGCAUGGAAUCGCGGGCGUUCAGUACCAAAUCUCAAUCCCCUGUCCACGGGUGGGAUUCAGCAAUCGCGAAAGCCAACAUCACCCAAUCCACCAUGUCACUCACCCUUUGGCUCAUUAAUCAAUUCUGGAGCACAGGGCGGCAUGGGUGGGCAGAAUUCGUCAAUAUCACCCAUGAAGUAUCGCCGGAGUACUUCAUUCCCAGGAAAAGUUUCCGUUGGUCCACUAGAAAUUAGCAAUAUCGACGAUACCCGAGAUACAUUUAUGGCAUAUCAGCAGGAGCGUGGCCUGGGAAAUGGGUUGGAUAUGAGAACACUGGAGCACUGCCUCAGCGAUAUUAUGAGAGGUGUAACAGAUUGUGGAUCAUCAGAACAUUUUAAAGGUUUCCAAGGGAGCAACAUUAACUCUUUGCAAUCAAUGGCGCAAUUACAUGGGAAACCCUUUUUCCAAGGAAUCGACGAUCACAUCCCGGAGGAAGCUGGUGGAUUUGUGGAUAAUAGCGUAAUGCCACUGAAUUCACCAACACGCUCUUCGCCGCAUUCACAGAACUCGGAGAGUGUUGAGCGCUUUUCGCGCAAAGUCUUUGUCGGUGGACUUCCUCCGGAUAUCGAUGAAGAUGAGAUAACGUCCUCCUUCCGACGAUUUGGCCCACUGGUUGUGGAUUGGCCCCAUAAAGCUGAAUCCAAGUCAUACUUCCCACCGAAAGGCUAUGCCUUUCUCCUUUUCCAGGAUGAAAGCAGCGUACAGCAACUUAUUGAGGCUUGUAUCACGGAUGAAGAUAAGCUGUACUUGUGUGUGUCAUCGCCAACAAUAAAGGAUAAACCAGUCCAAAUCCGCCCGUGGCGUCUUUCAGAUGCGGAUUUCGUCUUAAAUGCAUCCAUGCCGUUGGAUCCGCGGAAGACUGUGUUUGUUGGUGGUGUCCCAAGACCUUUGAAAGCAUUUGAGCUGGCAAUGAUAAUGGAUCGAUUGUACGGAGGUGUUUGCUAUGCCGGUAUCGACACCGAUCCAGAACUUAAGUAUCCAAAGGGAGCUGGACGUGUGGCUUUUGCCAAUCAGCAGAGCUACAUUGCAGCCAUUUCGGCAAGAUUCGUUCAACUCCAGCAUGGGGACAUUGAUAAGCGUGUUGAGGUGAAACCUUACGUUCUCGAUGACCAAAUGUGUGAUGAAUGCCAAGGUCAGCUGUGUGGAGGGAAGUUUGCACCCUUCUUCUGUGCAAAUGUUACCUGCUUACAGUACUACUGUGAGCAAUGCUGGGCCACGAUUCAUUCAAAAACCGGACGUGAGUAUCACAAACCGCUAGUGAAGGAAGGUGCCGACCGACCACGUGCCGUUCCAUUUCGCUGGUGUUAAAAAAAGGCACAUCAUUGAUUAAAAAAAAAAACAUACAAAAAAUGUAUUUAAAUGUAACUUAAAGCCUUCCAAAAGGACAGGAAAGGCGUCUUAUUGCGUUAACUUUUUUAAAACAAACAAACAAAAAUCUAUAUUGAUGUAAAACAAAUGAGAUAGCAUUACGAAUUGGAAUCUAAAAAAAAAUUCUGAAGAGACCACCAACUGCAAAAAAAAACAAUGGAAGAAUUUGAAAAGUUGGUGGAGUAAAUGGAAAAAAAAGAAAACGAUAAAUUCUUCCAAAUAGUCAUCGGAUAAACUAUAUUUUUACGUAGUCAAAUCGAUUAGAAUGAACUUUUAACAAUUUAUAAUAUUUUUAUCUAUUUAUAGUUAUAUGAAUAUUAUUAAAAAAAAAAUAACGAGUAUGCCUACCCAAAAUUUUUAUAUAACAAUGAAACAACAAUUUUUCAAUUUGUUAUUGUUUUUUUUUCUUCAUAUUUUCUUGUUUUGUGUUAGAACAAUUUUUUAAAAAUUGUUUCUUUUUUUAUUUGUGUUACAUUAGUUAAUUAUUCUUAUUAUUAAUUAAUAUUGUGUUGUUAAUCAUAAAUCAAAUUGAUACAUCUUGUUGUUUCAUGUUAUCUUAUAGUGAAUGAAAAAAACAUAGACAUAUGAUUUGAACUUAAAUUUUAGAAGAAGAAAAAAAAUCAUAUGCGCGUAAUAGAAGAGUCCAAAAAAAACACAAUUUUACAUAAAUAUAUAAAUAAAUUAUAAAUAAUGAAACAACAAAUUUUUAGGCAAAGAUCUUUCAUAAAAGAAUGCAUAUAAUUAUGUAUAACAAGAAUUAUAUAUAAUAAAAACUUGUAAAUCUUCAUGUAUAAAAAACCAAAAUAAUAAAAAAAAACAAAUUUCCCUCUAUCGUAAAAACAAAACAAAAAAUAUUUAAAUUUUUAAUUAUUAAUGGAAAUGAAAGUAACUUAUUUAAAAAAAAAAAACAAAGAAAUGCAUAGCAAGAACCCUAGAUAACCGAAUUGAAUUGAUCUCUUCUUCAUGUACAUAGAUUUUUAAAUGCAAGAUUAGUCAAAAAAAAAAAAAAAGAAAAACAAUCUCUUUUUGUUUCAUUAUUUAUUUCCUUCUCAUUUUUUUCGUUCAAUAUAUUGCUAUUAAUUACAAAUUCAGACGUGAAAAUCCUGAUAAAUAUCCUGUGAAGAUGUGAAAAAUCUGUAUUAGUCAAAUUUAAAAAGAAAAAAAAAUCUAAAUAAAAUCAAAUGAUAUUUUGUAAUGAACAAAUAAAAAUAAAAAACAAGGAUGCGAAGUAAAAAAAAAACAGAGAAUUAUUCUUGAAACAUCACUUCGCUAAUCCCAUGAGAGAUAAAAAAAAGAACUUUUGAAAAAUUCUAAUAUUAUUUUUAUAAAUGUACUGAGAAUGUGUAUUGAAUAUACAAUAUUAUAUAGUAAUCAAAUAUCGUUUAUACUUUUAUAUAUUUUUAUGAUGUAAAUAAAAUAUAAUUAUUUUUAUUACGUAACAACGGUAAAACCAGAUUUUCGAGAAAAAAAAUAAAGAAAAUGUUUAUAAUGAUGGAUAAAUGAAAAUUAAAGUAAAUUCGUUAUAACUGAGCAGGAGACAAAUGUAAAAGAAAUAUAUUUUUUCCUUUUUCUAAAUGGAAAGUAAAAAAAAAAUGAAGAAAGAAAACUUUUUAGAAACAUUUUGUUAUUAAAUAUUUUAAGUAUUUUUAUUCGUGAAAAUGUAAAAUCUUAUCAUCAAGAUGACAGCAUCUUCAAAAAAAAGAAGAAGAAACUUAGAAAAAUUUUUCAGAACCGUCAAGAGAAUAUAAAAUUGCAUCUAAUAGCAGAUUUAAAUGUAAUUCCAUAUUUACUUCUUCUAUAGAGUAACAUAUAGUUGACAAAAAAAAUAAAAUUCUGAACCACAGAUGAGGAGAAAACUAAAGAAGAGAUUAAAGAAAUAAUAAAAGAAAAACCAAGUUAGGAAGAUAAUUUUCUAGGAAUCGUCCUAUAUUUUCAUAAUAAACUUAUUCACAACGUUGCAAUAUACAUAAUGUUAAAAGAAACUCAUGAAGAUUAUGGAAAUGAAACAAGAAAAAAAAUAUUACCUAAUCAAAUAAAUAAAAGAAAUGCAUUGCAACUGAAAGAAAAUAAUACCAAAAAAAAACUCUAAGAGAAAAUAAUUAAAUUAAAUUAAAUUAAAAAAAAAGAAAAUAUGAAUAUUUUGAUGUUAAAGCCUUUGCAAAACAAGUUUAAAUAGAAACCAGUGAGUUUGUUUUUAUUCAAUUAUUCAAAAUAGUUUUCUUUCAAUGAACUCGUGUAAUUUUUAUCUUGGUCAGAAGUCAAUGAAAAAAAAAAACUUAAUAAAAGGAAUAAGUUUGUUCACAAGAAAAUAAGAAUAACAAGGACACUCAAUGGGGCUAAGAGUGUGUAGAGAAGAAUGCAGGAUUUAAUAAUAAAUAUUAAACACGGAAUAGUUAAUGAGAAAUAAAGUAGAUAAAAAUUAUAAGAGAACAUAACUAGUGAAAUUUUUCAGAAAUCUAAUAACUUACACAUAAAUAUAAAGAAAAUAAUAAUUAAAAAUUUAAUGGCGUAUAAUACAAACUGUAUAAUCUUAUAUCUUUAUUGAUAUUUCAACAACAACAAAGAGUGGCUGGAGAAGAACUAUGGAGUAGUGUAUUUAGUUUUCUCGAAAAGAAAAUCAAGGAUUAUUUAUUGAUUGAAAGGAGAAGAAUUGAGUGGAAUAUAUAUAUAAAUAUUUCGAUUUCUUUUUUCAUAAAAAAAAACUAAAAUAUAGUCAUAUUCUAUCAUUACCUAGCUAAAUUUUUAAUAAAACAAAAAUUAUCUUUAGAAAAAAAAUCGAUAAAAUAUUUCGAAAGAAAAAAAAAUGUAAAAAUGAGUUAUAUUUAUUUUUUAUUAUUUUUUUGUUUCGUUUUUGUUACCUUUUGUAUAAAAAAAAAAGAAUAUUUUUUAUGUACUUACAAAGAAAAUGAUCGCCGUAGUGAUUUUUGCAUAUUAUAUGUAAUUUUUUGAUAUGUAGUGGUAAAAGAAAAUUUGAAGUUUAUGAAAUAUUUGAAAUAUAAAUUAAUAUUUCUUCUUUAUUUUUUUUUCAAAUAGAAAAUUUUGAGAAAAAAAACAUAAUAUUAUAUACAUUGGGAUUUCAUAUGCUCAUCCUAGAAGAAGAGAUGAAAAUAAAUAAUAAAUCAUACACAAAAUAAUACGAAUAUUUCGUAUGCGAAAUUUUACACAAAAAAAUGAAGAAAAAAAACGUUUUCUAUUUAAAGAUUUUAUUUUGAAAAUAUAUAAGGCGUAAAUAAUAUUAUAUUAAAAAAAAUAAAUAAAAAUGAACAUAUCAAAUAUUUGAAAACUUCAAAUGAAAAGAAAUGCAAUGGAGAUGCCAUUUUUUAUGUAAAUACCUAAAUCAGUAUGUUUUUUUUGGUUGAGAAAACUAUAAACCGUGAAUAAAGAUGAGAAGUCAAAUGGAUACCAAAAAGAUAAGAAAAAACAUGAUAAUGUCAAAUAAGGGUGUUUAAAAAACACCAAUACAAAUGUAACAAAAAAAAACGCGCGCAACAUGCAAAAGAAAUUUAUUUUUUGAAUAUGUUGAGCGUGAAAUGUGAAGAAAUAGUCUAAAUUGGUGUGAUAAUUUAAGACACAAUUAAAAAAAGAAAGAAAGAAAAUAUAAUUUUGUCUUAUCUCAUCUAUUUACCAAUUAAAAAAUAUUUUAUUGUUAUAUAACUUAAACCAACAGUAAAACUUAAAAAAAGAAAAGAAGAAAUAAUGCAAAUAUUACACAUAUAUAUUUUAGCUGACGAACUUUUAUAUUGCAGUUGUUACCUAACAAAAAUAUAUAAAAGAUGAAAAAUAAAUCGUGAUGAUAGUCGAAAGGAUAAAUAAGAAAAGUAUAAAAAUAAACACAUAGAAUUAUUUGAAGAUAAAAAAAUAUUAUACUUCAAAAUUCUGUUGAACCUCUUGCAUUGAUUAAAUCAUAAUUAAUAAUUAAUUAUGUCCUUGAUUUCCUUGUUCAUUUUCAAAAUAAAUUUCAACAUAAAAGAGGUUUUCAGUAAUUCAAAUUUUUUUUCUAAAUAUUUUUGAUAAUUUUUCUUCCAACAUUUUUUUUUAAAUAUUUAAAUAAAAGCAGAUCAUAGCUAAUACAAAAAAAACAGAUAAUAGAAAUAUUAUCUAAUAUGGAAUAGGAUGAAAGAGAAGUAGUACAUGCGGGUAGUUGUAUUCAUAAACAAAAAAAUGUAGUGAAAGGUAAAACAAAAAAAAACAAUCUCUAUAUAACGAUUUUUCAAAGGCCUACAGCUUUUUACAAAAAGUCUCAUCUUUAAGAAAAAAGCACCAUUUUGGUAAACAUAAAAAAAAUGCUCUUAAAAAUAUCUCAAUAUUUCAAUAAUAUACCUAUCGUUUAACAACUACAAAAACUUAACAUUGAUUUUUUUCCUUAACUACUGUUUAACUAAAAAUGCUUUUAGUAAUAUUUUUUUUAAAUAAAAAUUACCAUAGACUAGAAAAAAUAUUUUAUGGAUAAAAAGGAGGCUAUUGAGCUAUAUAAGGGAAUUGCGCUGGGUCAAGAAAACAAUUUUGACCCGCAUGAACUUUUAGGUAAUCGGAAACGAAUAAGAAAUCAACAGAAAAACUUAAAUUUUUCAUUUGGGAUCACUGAAAAAAAAAGACAAUUUUAAGUUUUUCUGAUGUUUUCUUAUUCUUUUCCGAUUCCCUUAAAAGUUCAUGCGGGUCAAAAUUGCUUUCUCAACCCAUGGCAACACCCAUAUAUAGCUGAAUAAUCUCCUUUUCUUAGAAGAGAAAGCGCGAGAAAUAUUUUAGAAGAAAAAAAAACAUAGAAUGAAAAUGAAUGAAAGUUUACUUUUUUCACCCAAAAAAAAAAAGCCACGCGAUGACAAAAAAAUAAAAGAAAAAAGACAAAAUCAAAGCAAAGGUGAAAAGCAAUAAUGUGUAAUUUUUGUACUAAAAUUAAAAAGAUUUAUUCAAUCGAUAGAAAAAAGUUGGAUAGAGAAAUUAUUUCUUCAAUCCUAAAAACAAAAAAAAUAUAAAAGAAAACCAAAGUUUUAUAAACUAAAGCGUCACUAUAAUUUUUUUUACUGUCUUUAUAUUGAAUAAAACAAACUAAGUUUUUUUUUACAUUAUAUAAAUUAGUGAUAAAUCUCCAAAAAUUAUUUAUUGAUUUAUUCAAACUUCAAUAGAUUUAAAAAUUCCUUUGAUUCUCUGCACCAAAUCAUUUUUUUUAAUAUUAUUUUUUUUUAUUUUGUACAUUUUAUUCCGAAUUUCGUGAAAACGAGGAAUUACUUUAAAAUUAGUUCAUUGUUUUUUUUUAACUGUUCCUACUGCAAUAGAUAGAUUGUAUUUUAUUUUAAAUAUUAUUAAUAGUUUUUUUUUUUAAUUUCACGUUCAUAUCUUUCCUAAUGGGUUCUAGGACGCAUUUCAAAUAAAAAUGAUUUUGCAAUGAAAUUUUUUAAAUUACGAGAUACCCAAAUUGGUUAAAAAAAAACGAUAAAUCAGUAUUGGUUUUGGACUUAUGUAUGUUUCGGUUUUACUAACUUUCUUAUUAUUUUUUAUUGUGAUUUGUUUGUGUGAUAAUUUAGAGAAAAUAAUUAGAUAAAUUAUUUAUUUAAUUUUCAAAAGAAACCUGAAAUUUUCCUUUUUCUAAUUAGAAAAAUAGUUUAAUCUAGACAAAAUGUAAAAGAUUUAAAAUUUUAAUUUAUAAAUGGUCCUGGAGUCCCAAUAUGAACGAACAGUGUUAAUUUUUUUUAUUAUAGGUACAUUUAAGACGAUUCACUUUAUCCUCUAAAAUGCCUUUCAUGUGAAUCUUUCAAUUAAUUUUUCCAGUAGAUAACUACAUCCAGAAUACCUCUGAUAUUCCUCAUUGUGAUCGGAAAUUCGGAAUAAUUGUUUUUUUUUUAUGAAUAAAAAAGUGCAAAAUCUCUAGAGAACCUUAUUUAUUUUUAAUCACACCAUUUUGCUGAUUUAUUUACAAAAUAUGGAGUGAUAAUAAGAAUUUAUUUUCAAACACUGUGGAGCAUAUUUUGUUCUCAUUUGCAAUCGGUAGACGAAAUAAAGAUUCAAUCUUUGUUCAUUGGAUUGUUUUUUAUAUACAAUUUUUUCUUAUAUUUAUAUUAAGAAAUCCUUUUUUAUUGUUAAUGAGUUCAAUAUAUUUUUGUAAAGAAAUUGAUAAAAAAAAGGAAAAAAAUAUUUCGGUGCCAUUUUUCCAUUAACUAAAAGAAAUCUUUCUUAAACUUACUUCGGAAAUAUUUGCUAUAUAAUGUAAGUGUAGUAAAUUCUUUUAGAUAAAUGAACUUGAAAAGUAAAUUUAACAAACAAAAAAUCAGCAGAUGUUUCUCCAAAAAAAAGUAAUUAUUAAUUAAUUAUUUUUAUUUUUUAUUUAUGUGGUGGUAUUGUGUUACGAGUUUCACGAUUUUUUGUCCAUUAUUUUUUUUUGUAUAAAUUCACUUUUGUUAUGCAAUUUUGAAUAUUUUAUUAAAGCAAUUUGUUAUGUUAUUUUUAUGAAUUAUUUUGUAUAAUAAAAUAAUAAGUUCUGUAGUAAAUACAUUUUAUAAAUACUAUAUAUUUGAAUAAAGUUUUCAACUAUAUGUUUUUAAA